Messenger RNA from Melanaphis sacchari, 687 nucleotides. RefSeq names its product small ubiquitin-related modifier-like. Gene Ontology annotation, molecular function: protein tag activity; ubiquitin-like protein ligase binding. Lineage: Eukaryota; Metazoa; Arthropoda; Insecta; Hemiptera; Aphididae. Gene Ontology annotation, biological process: protein sumoylation. The coding region runs from base 277 to 666 and encodes 129 amino acids. The record is from RefSeq and is a predicted model, not a curated record. Gene Ontology annotation, cellular component: nucleus; PML body. The transcript is spliced from 2 exons.
UUUAUUGUUAAGAAAUGCGUCUAUAUUUCUGGUUGAUGCAUUGUACCUAAGUAUCUUCUACAAUUUCGAAUUGUAGCGUUUAAUCAAUUUUGAUAGUCCUGUCAUAUUAUACAUUUCGAUACUGUACAGUGUACACCAUUUUUAGUCGAUUAAACUUCAUUUAAUUUCGAAUUUUAUUUGUCAUUUACAAUUUUCGUAAGCUUAUUAAGUACCUAUAAUCAUAUAAAUUUUAAUUAGACUUGUUUUAAUUUUAAAGUUAAAACAAUAUAAUCAAAAAUGUCGGGUGAUGAAGAUACAUCCAAAUCAUUACCAUCCACAUCUGAAACCAACAACAUUGAGGAGUCAAAUGAACAGAACACAGCUGUAGCUGAUGUCAAUACUGGUGCAUUAGAAGUUGCUGAAGACAAAACUUCAUCUGACGAAUAUAUUCGUCUACGUGUAAUUACUAGUGAUAUGACGAACGAAGUACAUUUCCGUGUAAAAGCUUCCACACCAUUGGUCCGCCUUAAACGCUCAUAUUGCAGCAAGUUGGGUUUUCGUGUGGAUGAGUUGCGUUUUGUGUUUGAUGGUCAUCGGAUCACUGACGAUGACACUCCAAAAAAGCUAGGUAUGAUCAAUGACGAUGUCAUUGAAAUAUAUCAAGAAAGAACUGGUGGUGGUAUUUAAAUGUAUUGAUCAACAAUGAUU